Messenger RNA from Juglans microcarpa x Juglans regia, 472 nucleotides. RefSeq names its product cyclin-dependent protein kinase inhibitor SMR4. The transcript has a single exon. The coding region runs from base 76 to 270 and encodes 64 amino acids. Gene Ontology annotation, biological process: regulation of DNA endoreduplication. NCBI's taxonomy places the organism in Eukaryota, Viridiplantae, Streptophyta, Magnoliopsida, Fagales, Juglandaceae. The record is from RefSeq and is a predicted model, not a curated record.
CCUUUUCUAACUUCAAAAUUUUGGAGCUGACACUCACAGAACUUCGUUGUAACCGCGAUUUCUUGACUGCUGAGAAUGGAGGUGGACGAGAGAUCUGAGGACGGGUGUAUGACGCCGAGGCACAGUCAAUAUCAGAUUCCUGCAAUCUCAGUUUGUCCGCCGCCGCCGAAGAAAAAAUCGGCAAGCAGAAGAUUGCAGGACCCGCCGAAGAACGGGUAUUUCCAACCGCCCGAUCUCGAUUCCCUGUUCGCUGCUAUAUUUGCCUCUUAGAGCAAGGGAAGCCUGUGCCCGUGCAAAGCGUCAUGUUUUGCAUUAGCUUGUGUUGACUCAAGAUGAAAAUAGAACUGUAUUGUGAGGUAGAGAGAGCAUUUGAUUACUUUGUAUAUUUGUACUAGUUUUGGUAGGAUGAAAAACGAAUUGCUUGCUUGCGUAGAUGAAUUAUCCGCAAAAAUAUAACCAGUAAUUCUAUAUA